CUAGGUCCGAGCGCCACCCCGGAGCGGGAGCGCGGCCUUCCGGCCCGGCUGUCGCGCGGCCUAGUGCCGGGCGCUGUGCGGUGCCGGUGGCUGCUGUGCCCGCGCCGGUUCUCGCGGGAGCCCGAGUCGUCCGCCUCACUAUGUCAGGGAGGAAACUGAGUCCCCAGGGGCAGUUGCUCGCCCGAGUUACCCAGCUGCACCAGAGGCUUCUCGUUUCUGCCGCCUCCUCGCUCCUUCCGGGACCCGGCCCCGGGCCUGUGGGUCCAAGGGCCGCCCGAGCUGCGGCGAAAACUUGGCCGACCUUGGCCCUGUCGGGUCGGGCUGUUGCGGGGGAGGGGAGGCGUGUCCCGGGCAAGGUCCCCGCGGCGGCUCCCCCGGCGCAGAACUGCGCUGAGCGCGGCGACCUCGGCGGGGACCGGGGUGAUGCGGCCAGGCCCCGCUCGGGAGGCGCUGCGUCUCCGGCGGGGGACCGCGUGUAAACACUGGGGCAGCAGCGUCGGAAGGGGCAGUGCGCGCGCAGAGGUGGUGGGAACCAGCCGGCGCAGCCAGCGAGCUGGGGGAGUCUUCUAGCCAGACGCUUGUGGAGGGUUCAAGGCUAAGUCGGCGUUCUCGUUGGUCCGUGUCUUAAUUGAACAAAUGCUCGAGUGCCUGCUGUGUACUGAGCGAGCGCUGGGCUGUGCCUGGGAAGUCCCCGCCCUUCGGACAAACUGCACAGCACACCGUUACCUAGUUACUGCUGCUCGAAGGAAACGCGGGGUGCCGGGCGGAGAAGGGGAGGCGAUGCUUGAGUUGAGCUCCAGAAAUGAUUAAGGAUGAGCUUGGAGAAGGGGGUGCUGGUGUUUCGAGCAGAGGCAAUAGUGUGGACAAGGCCAGCGUGGCUGGAGGGCAAGGCUAAAGCAGGUGUGGCUGUGAAGUGUGCAGGGACCGGAGUGGACAGGCCUUGUAGGCUGCGGGGAGUUGGGUACACAGGGCAGAGAAAGAUGGGUUGGGCCUGAUUGGGGACGGCCUGCUGGCCAUGCAGAGGAGUCUAGACGUUAUCCUCUUGGCUCUAGCAAGCAUAGGGGGUUUGAAGCAUGGCAGGGAUAUGAUUAGCACUGUGUUCUAGAGAGAUUCCCCUGGCUGUCGUGUGAGGGUUAGGCCCAGCUGAGUUUGGAGGUAAGUUUGGAGAGGAAGUGGCUGCAGUGACUAAAGUGAGAAACACAGGGAAACAGUGUUGUAUGGAGCUUGUGGCAGCCACUGAAAUUCAGCAAAGAGCCCGGCACACAAAAGGACUUUGAUAAAAGGCUUGAAUUUGAUGAGAAGAUGGAGCCCGUGCAGGAGGCAGCAGGGUCUGCAGACUUUCUACUGCCGUGACCACUGAGUGACCUUAAACCAGUCCCUUCCUCUCUCUAGCUUCUUUUUCUCAUGUAUUGUAAAGUGAGUGAGUGAUACCUCCUCUCCUAGCGGUAGAAGAGAGACCCUCCAAGGGAGGUUUCCAGAAAGAGCUGCUUCGGUCAGCGCAGCCCAGCCCCUCUUCAGAGGCUGCCCUUGGCUCCCCAGUGACUUCUUACCCAGGACAUUCCCAGCCCUUGAACACCGCACCCCACGCCCCACCAUCUACCUUUGCAGCCUUACCAUACUCUGCUCUUUACAUAUCUCUUCACAUUCCUUUCCUAGACCUGUGGUGGUGUUGCUGUUUUCCUUCCCUUCUUACCCCCUCUGAAGUCACCUUGUGGCCUUGGGGCCGGGGGCUGAACUCACCUGGCCACCUGCCUGGUGUGCCUUUCUUAAGCAGUGAUAUUCAGUCUCUGCUAGAAUUAUGUAUUCAGGUCCUAUCUCUUGUCUAGAUUAUGAGUUCCUUGAGAGCAUGGCUGUGUCUUACUCCUUCCAUAGCCCCUACAGUGCCCAGCACAGGGCCUGGCACAGAGUGAGUAUUGUUGGUGUUUGAUGAACAAGGGACUGAAUGAGCUCAUUGACUGCAGCUGCUCACCAUGCAAGGGCAGCUGUGAGGAAUCCAGUCAGCAGCAACUCCACCCAUCUGUGUCUUGCUUUAACAGUUCAUUAAGUACUUUAAAAUCCCGUUUCACUGAUUGACUCUUAAGGUAACUUAGAGUGGCAGCUCUUCCUGUCAUCUUUUUACAGAUGGAGAAACCAACAUUCAGAAAGUUCCUGUGACUUGCCUGUGGCUACUAAGCCAGUAGAUGGCUGAGCCAGGAUGAACACUUGGCUCUUUUCCCCUGUAGCCCAGUAGACAGUUUGGCUACCGGUGGUUGGCUGUUCUUUGUACUGUUGUCUGUUUUACCUCUUCCUCUUAUGGGGGCCCAGCAGCGCUAGGCUGGGUGGCACAUGCUGGCCUUUUUACAUCUUAUCCCCAGGAAUGAAUGUUGGGCUUGGAUGGUACCUACAACUCUGGCUUUCCCAUGAGCUUUUUUAACUUCCAAAGGGUUCUGUUUAAUCUUAAGAAGUUUGCUUGUUGUUUUCUCUUUCUUAUCAACUUAAAAAAAAUUUUUUUUUAUUAUAGUUGAUUUACAAUGUCAUGUUUCUGGUGUACAGCACAGUGAUUCAGUUAUACGUAUAUAUUCUUUAGAAGUUUUGCCUCAGGAAACCUAAGGGCUCAGGAAGGCUCCCAGGGUUGGCCAAGCUUGUAUAGCGAAUCUGAAAUAGAACCUUUAAGGGUCUGGAUUUGUUGUUGCGUGAGGGAAGCCUCUUCGGCUGGUUUUCUCCCCCUGUGAAAUGUCAGAGAAGCCUCAGCGUUAGUCAUGGCUCUGCAUGGCCUGGUUUUGUGGGGCUUGUGUGGUGGCCACUGAGUCUCCUGUGGGGGGUCUUUCACAGGAAGAGGAGUCUGGUUCCUUAAGAUGGCCUGAUAUGAAGGCGUCACGCCUCCUGCGUCCCCAAGCCUCCAGAGCUGCCCUGUGGCUGCCUUGUCCUUCAAGUGCAGGAGCCAGUCGAAAUGUCGGGAAUGGAAGCCAGUGUGACCAUCCCAAUCUGGCAAAACAAGCCGCAUGGGGCUGCUCGAAGUGUAGUGAGAAGAAUCGGGACCAACCUGCCCCUGAAGCCAUGUCCCCGGGCAUCCUUUGAGACCCUGCCCAACAUCUCUGACCUCUGUCUGAGGGAUGUGCCCCCAGUUCCUACUCUGGCUGACAUCGCCUGGAUUGCUGCGGAUGAAGAGGAGACUUAUGCCCGGGUCAGGAGCGAUACACGCCCCCUGAGGCACACCUGGAAGCCCAGCCCUCUGAUCGUCAUUCAGCGCAAUGCCUCAGUCCCCAACCUCCGUGGGUCGGAGGAGAGGCUCCUGGCCUUGAAGAAGCCAGCCCUGCCAGCCCUCAGCCGCACCACAGAGCUGCAGGAGGAGCUGAGCCACCUGCGCAGCCAGAUUGCUAAAAUAGUGGCAGCUGAUGCAGCUUCGGCUUCAUUAACGCCAGAUUUCUUAUCUCCAGGAAGUUCAAAUGUCUCUUCUCCCUUACCUUGUUUUGGAUCCUCAUUCCACUCUACAACUUCCUUUGUCAUUAGUGACAUCACCGAGGAGACCGAGGUAGAGGUCCCUGAGCUUCCAUCAGUCCCCCUGCUUUGUUCUGCCAGCCCUGAAUGUUGCAAACCAGAACACAAGGCUACCUGCAGCUCGUCUGAAGAAGAUGACUGCGUCUCUCUGUCCAAGGCCAGCAGCUUUGCAGAUAUGAUGGGUAUCCUAAAGGACUUUCACCGGGUGAAGCAGAGCCAAGAUCUGAACCGGAGUUUAUUGAAGGAGGAAGACCCAGCCCUCCUUAUCUCUGAGGUCCUAAGGAGGAAGUUUGCGCUGAAGGAAGAAGAUAUCAGUAGAAAAGGAAACUGAUGGCACUCAGCUCUGCAAACUCAGUCUCAUGCUCCUGGAAUUCUUUCAAUAGCUGCCUUCCUCACUGCAGAUGUUUCUGCCUCUCAAUUAGAAAUCUUCUGCAACAGUCUGGCCAAAAGCUAGAGCUUGGACUAAGAGAAGAGCUGCAUUAUAUGUUUUCUGUACUUCAAACCUUAGCAGAAGCUGCCUGUUUUGAGCUGAGACACGUUACAGGUAAUUGUGUAGGUUGGAAUGUCCCAGUUUAAAGGGUGAGAUAGAAGUUUCUGGUUUUUCCUUGCCCCUGUGUGAAAAUAGGUCCUAAAUGAAUGACUGACUUCACUGCACUAGACCCCAUAACUGGUCUCACUGAACACUUUGUGCCCAGCUGUCACUUACUCUCAGCCAGUUCCUUGCAGCAGAGCAGGGCUGAGGGGAGGGGGCUAUGUUUAUGUACAUGUUCACAGGGCAGGGAAAAUCUUAUGCUGCUCCAUCAUGAACUGACACCAGUGCCCAGCAAUCACUCUCUCCCCCUUCUCUGUCCAACACCUACAUGUAGAGGUCGAGCCACUGGACCAGCUGACACUUGGGCUACUGGGAGGCCUGGGCUGUUUUUUCUUAAAUAUAUUUUGUAAUACUGUACAACCAAAUCUACCCUCCAAGGCCCUGGGCCCUCAUUGGUUCCACUAAUUGAAAGCUCUUUCUCUUCCAUGGACUUUAGUGUAAGUCCAGUAGGAAAGAGAAAUGGAGAUAGGAAAGAGAGUACCAUCCUUCUUCCAGGCCCUUGACUGCUCCUUUGCAUUGGGCCAAGGUUUGUACCUACCACACCAUGCAUGACUCAGAUGCCCUCAGGUCCCUUUUCUCUACAGUAUGUAUCCUGUGUGUGUUUGGGUUGAAGCACUACCUGACAUUAAAGGAAGGAUUUGGAGAGA
This is a messenger RNA of Orcinus orca (killer whale), 4716 nucleotides long. RefSeq names its product mitochondrial fission regulator 1 like (gene MTFR1L). Gene Ontology annotation, biological process: aerobic respiration; mitochondrial fission. NCBI's taxonomy places the organism in Eukaryota, Metazoa, Chordata, Mammalia, Artiodactyla, Delphinidae. The record is from RefSeq and is a predicted model, not a curated record. Gene Ontology annotation, cellular component: mitochondrion. Bases 2930 to 3808 code for a protein of 292 amino acids. The transcript is spliced from 6 exons.